Molecule: messenger RNA, 2050 nt
Organism: Eutrema salsugineum
Lineage: Eukaryota; Viridiplantae; Streptophyta; Magnoliopsida; Brassicales; Brassicaceae
Exons: 13
Coding region: 408-1925 (505 amino acids)
Source: RefSeq, a predicted model, not a curated record
AAAUCUGAUUCUACCUUUUUUAUUUUUCGUUCUCAAAAGUCGCGGCUUUGAAUUGUUUUUUCUUUCUUCGUCUUCUCAAUCUCAGUUUUCUAGUUGACUCAUUUCAAGAUCUCGCAUAUGUCAUUCCCUUUAUAAAAAAGCUUUUCUUCUUUCUUUUUAUUUAUCCCCUUUUGUUAGGUAGAUUUUGGGUGGCCUUACUUGCUUUUCAGCAAAAGCUGGAAAUUUCCUUCUCUCUUUUCCUCUUUUCUUCUUGUCUUUUAGUCUUUGGGGAUCUGCGCAUUUCAGAGAUUAUAUGGGAAAUGGGGCUCUCGAAAGAUGUUGUCACUUGUGAUUAGUUAGAAAUUUUGCUCAAGACGAAGCAAUGUCUGUAGAACACAUGGUGUAGGAUGCAGAGUACUUACUAGCUCAUGAGUUCAUUGUUACUUGGAGGAAUCAAGAUGAUUGAUCAGUUCAUUAACUUUGUAAUUCGGCCUCCUAGGGCUGAGUAUGAUCCUGAUCAAUAUUUGUGGGAGAAGGAUUUUAGCAUCGGUAGCACAAAGUGUAAAAGACAAGACUUGGAGCUUACAAAUUCAAGGGGUCACACCUUGCGUUGCAGUCACUACAUUCCCUCAUCUUCUUUGGAGGAUAAUCCUCUCCCCUGUGUUAUAUACUGCCAUGGUAAUAGUGGAUGUAGGGCAGAUGCAAAUGAGGCAGCUAUGGUUCUUCUCCCAUCUAACAUUACUGUUUUCACACUUGACUUCUCGGGUUCGGGCUUAUCUGAUGGUGAUUAUGUAAGCCUUGGCUGGCAUGAGAAAGAUGAUCUCAAGACUGUGGUUUCUUACCUGAGAAACAGCAAUCAGGUGUCCCGUAUUGGACUUUGGGGACGAUCUAUGGGCGCAGUCACCAGCCUUCUUUAUGGAGCAGAAGAUCCGUCAAUCGCUGGAAUGGUCUUAGACAGUGGAUUCUCAAACUUAUUUGAUCUGAUGAUGGAACUAGUAGAUGUCUACAAGAUCCGACUUCCAAAAUUCACAGUUAAAAUGGCUGUGCAGUACAUGCGGCGAGUAAUUCAGAAAAAAGCGAAGUUUAAUAUCAUGGAUCUCAAUUGUCUUAAGGUUUCACCCAAGACUUUUAUUCCAGCUUUAUUUGGGCAUGCAAGUGGAGACAAAUUCAUCCAACCUCAUCACUCUGACCUCAUUCUCAAGUGCUAUGCGGGAGACAAAAAUAUCAUCAAGUUUGAUGGUGAUCACAACUCUUCACGACCGCAAUUUUAUUAUGAUUCGGUGUUAAUAUUCUUCUACAAUGUUCUACGCCCGCCACAAAUUUCCUCAGCUUGCUCAUCUAAACUUGAAAGUUAUUACAAUUUGGGAGAUAUCGAUAGCUCUGCUGGUUUGGAAGAGAGUUUUCUAUAUGAGAUCAUCUCUGGUCUUCGUUCUGCAUGUAUCGAUGUUGGAAGUUCGUCUUCUGCACCUCCUGCCCCUCUGACCACAAAGCCAACGAAUGAGCUCCUUUCAGAAGCCACCAUGCCCAUUACGGAUAUGGAUGAGGUGCUUGUAGAAGAUAAUGAUCACAACAUGGAUGACCCUGAAAACUUCGAGAGGAAGUUCGCUGAUCAGUUUGAAGAAGGCUGUUCAUUUACAAGCUCUAACAGAGAAAGUUGGGGCAGAUGCUCUUCACUAGGAGGCACUGAAGAAGAUGAGAGCUUGAUCGCUGGCGAGGGUGAUCAGGUCGAGAAAGCUGCUGUUGAAAACGCAGAACAAAAGCCAAGAAACUCUACUAGAGAAGAAGAAGAAGAAGAGAGGAAGGAGAAGAAAAUUGAGAAAGGAGGUGAAACAGAUGCAAAGAAGCCUAGACGCGAGAAACUGGAAAGGUUGGAGGCCUUUAGCAAAAGACUACGGCUUUGCAUCAUAAAACGAGUAAACCAUGGCAGACAUCGUUCGCAACCUUGACAAAAAAAAAAAUCAAGAAAAUACUAUAUUUGUUGUACAUCUUCUCUGUAUCUUGUAAUGUACACUUUCGCCUUGGACUUGGCAAAUUGUAACCACAUGCAGCCAGUUACCAAUUGUCUCCAUCA